AUGGGUCUCAAUGCAGGACUGGUGAAGAUCUGCGUGAGAGGUGCAUCUGAGUGCAUCAACCUGACGGCGGCCAAGAACCAGUUCAAGGACGGCGAUACGGGCAAGCAGGUCCGUAAGCUACUCAAUGCUGGCGCAUCUGCCUUUACCUUCCUCUUCCUCGCUCUGCUUGUCGCGGUGGUUGCCAUCGGCGCUGCUGCGGCUUCUGCCUUUGAUGCAAACCGCCAUCAGCUGGCCACCAAGCUCGCAGCAGCCGUAGCGGCCGUCGCCUGGGGCCUCGCUCUCUUUGCUCUCAUUCUCUACGCCGGCGUCCUCGGCGGGGCGCCGUCCAACUCAUCGUACGGUCCGGGCUUCUACGCCAUUGUCAACGUCAUUGCUCUCUCAUGGCUUCCCAUUGUGCUGCUGGUCCUCGAGAUGCUACGCAUCGGGCCGAUCGCCAACAAGGUGGUGUGGCGCGGUGAGGUCAUGUUUCCGUCGUUUGCCCACGGACCGGGCGGGCCUUCGCUCCCGCCAGGCUCGUACACCGUUCGCCCCAAGACCGCUGUUCACCAGCGCGGACUCCUGCACAACUCGCCGGCUGCAGUCACCAACAGCGAGCACGCCGGCUACACCCCGCCGGCCCCCAUCACCGCGCCGGCUGCCGCUUCGCCGGCUCCUGCGCCGGCCGCCAUUUCUGCCGACGAGCCGGUUGCCGUUGUCCCGGUCCCGGCCCACGCCGCACCCAUCGACUUUGGCGUCGCACCGCCGCCGGUCAUUGUCCCGGUCAUGCCGGCCGAGGCGUCGAGCCCGUCGCCGGCCGUCAGCCCGGCCGAGCCCGAGACCAAGCCGACGUCGAUCGACAAGAGCGCUGCCGCGCCUCUGCUCUAA
This is a messenger RNA of Thecamonas trahens ATCC 50062, 864 nucleotides long. RefSeq lists its product as uncharacterized. NCBI's taxonomy places the organism in Eukaryota, Apusomonadida, Apusomonadidae. The record is from RefSeq and is a predicted model, not a curated record. The transcript is spliced from 2 exons. The coding region runs from base 1 to 864 and encodes 287 amino acids.